Messenger RNA from Scylla paramamosain (green mud crab), 1157 nucleotides. Its product is annotated as protein SpAN-like. The transcript has a single exon. The coding region runs from base 202 to 1005 and encodes 267 amino acids. Gene Ontology annotation, biological process: proteolysis. The record is from RefSeq and is a predicted model, not a curated record. Gene Ontology annotation, molecular function: zinc ion binding; metalloendopeptidase activity. NCBI's taxonomy places the organism in Eukaryota, Metazoa, Arthropoda, Malacostraca, Decapoda, Portunidae.
AAUAAGGUUUCAGAGAGACAGACUAAUAAAGCUAACACCCCGCCAGUUAUGAUGAGAGGCUCAGUACAGGAAUGGCCUUGACUUGCUGCACGCAAGUGUUGCGUGAGUGUACUACACCCACGCGGCAGACACACUCCAUGUGUACUGUAUGUUCUUAAUAUUUAACAUUUUUGUUGUGCAUAAUUCUCUAAAAUUGUGGUCAUGCUGCUAUCACGCCAGUGGCUGGUGGUGGUCGCCGCGGCGGCCCUGCUGGGGGCGCGCCGCUCCCUUCAGGCACAGGACAACAUGCGGCGCGAGGACCACUUGCGCUGGCCUGGCGGCGAGGUCACCUUCCACCUGGGGAGGAACCUGACCGGUGUUGUGCUGGCCAACAUCCGGGAGGUGAUGGCGGGCCUGGAGUCUGUCACCUGCCUCAGGUUCACGCCGCUCGGGACGCGCCGCGGCGCUAGGUACGCCACCAAGGUGCUGUACAUCAGGCGGGGACACAGCUGCUACUACGAGAAGGUGGGCCGCAGGGCUUCUGGCUCCGUCCUGCUCAAGCUGGGCGACAGGUGCGCGCAGCGGCCGACCGCCGUGUUGCACAUGUUCCUGCACGUGGUGGGCGUGCGCCACGAGCACCAGCGCUACGACAGGAACUAUUACGUGACGGUGGACCACCACAACAUCCUCCCCUCCCACGCCCGCGAGUACAUCAGGCGCAGCUGGGGCGUGAGCUACGUGGCCAGCGCGGGACUGCCCUACGACUAUGCCUCCAUCAUGCACCACGCGGCCAGCGGGCACCCCCGCGAUCCCCGCAGACCCGUCAUGUUGCCGCUAGUGCCCUGCGCGCAGCUCAUCAUGGGCCAGCGCGACGUGCUCAGUCCCGCCGACGUGGCCAGGCUCAACCGCCUCUAUGGCUGCGAGCGUCACUACCUGGGCGACGACAUCAUCGGCGCCGUGCCCUACGCCACGUGGCGGCGCCGCGCCUCGCGGCUGCGGCGGCUCGAGGACCAUCGUCGCUGGUGAGCCAGUGGGGCGCUCCUGUGGUACCUGAAGAGGUCGAGGCGCGGGGCGACGAGGUGUUGAUGCCUGGAAACCUGGAGGCCUGGGCAGAUCCCAGGAAAAUGUUUACUUUUGAUCUCUCGCUGCUCGUGUUCAUUCCAGUGAUUUCUCCUUAU